AUGUAUCCAAUGGAACCUGAAUGCCGAUAUCGUUGUUUGAACAGCACAUUGUAUGUUAGUUUGUUUCAACUAUAUGACUGUAAUACAGACUGUCCUAAUGAAGACGAUGACAAUAUGAUGUGCCCAUGGAUCAAUGAUCAUUACUACUGUUAUGGAACGAUGGAUAAACGUGCACCUUAUCUAUGUCAAAACGACGCUAUGACUGUACCAGUUUCUCCUCGAUGCCAUGGUCAGUAUGGUUGCGACCAUGGUGAAGAUGAACGCUACUGUGAUUUGAUCGAUGUGAUCGACAAAGACGACUUGAGGUAUUUUACCACGACACGUUUUAAUGAACAUGUAGCAGAAGGUGGCGGCAACAUUAUAGCAAUUAUAACAUAA
Molecule: messenger RNA, 378 nt
Organism: Didymodactylos carnosus
Lineage: Eukaryota; Metazoa; Rotifera; Eurotatoria; Philodinida; Philodinidae
Source: the annotation of a GenBank genome assembly